AUGGGAAAAAAAGUUGUUGUUAAAUCAGUUCCAUCUUUAUUACCCGCGCGGAAGGACUCCAAGAAAGGUGAAACAUUCCUAACUAUAACGCAAAGAAAUCGGCUACAAAUGUCUGAAGAGAAGAUUCCGACCUUUCCUGCCUCUGCCUCCGAGCACUUUAGCUCGACCCCAGUCAAGACCAGCAAGGGGAAAGACUUUCAUAUCUCGAGAGGCCUGGAUAACGACAUCGUGGUAGAAGACGAGGACACCUUCUCUUUGCUUUCUCCCAUCUACCAUGACAGUUAUGAGAGUGAUGAGGAAGUCGAGGGCGCCGGUGAGCUGACUCCUCCGAAGAAAAGCUACGAAUCGCGGCGGUGCAAAUCAUCACUCAGGUAUGAGCUUCCUAAAACGCCGUCAGAUCAGAUGCUCCCCACAGCUGUGCAGCCUGCAGGGUCACCCUCACUAACUGCAUGGCAAACGUGGCUUUUGAACAAAGCCAAAGAGGAUCGUCUUAAACAGGAAAAGAAAGCUGAGGAGGAGCGCCUGCUCAGAGAAAAGAAAGAAGAACAGGAAAGGAACGAGGAACACAAAAAGGUUGCCAUGGAAGAAAGAAUCCACGAGUGGCUGAGAGUUAAAAGAGAGCAGGAGAGGCAAGAGCAACUCUUAAAACAGAGAAUGGAAGAAGAGGAGAUUCAGAGGAAGCAAGAGAAACAGAGGGAAAUUGAACAAAAAGCUCAGCAAAAAUAUAGAGACUGGCUGCAGAAGAAGAACCAAGAAAAAAUGGAAAAGGAAAUGCAAGAGAAGGAGGCCGCUGCCCUUAAGGAGGAGCAGGAGAGGCUGCGCCGUUGGAGGGCAGAAGAAAAGUUUAAAGAGUGGUUGACAAAAGCCAAUGAAAGAAGUAGAUGUAGUCCCAAAUCACCAUUUUAUUCAACAAGCCCCUAUGAAAAGUUGAACCCGGCACCCAGCUUCUACAAUCCCAUCCCCUGGAAGCCAAUUCCCAUCCCUCCUCCAGAAACAGCCCCAAACAAGACGUCUACCAAGAAACCCCAGAAACAAAGAAAAAGCCACCAGAGUUCUUGUUCAGCUUUUAGAAUUAGAGACGGUGUGAGUGCAGCACGUUUUCUGCAGUGGAGAUAA
Molecule: messenger RNA, 1116 nt
Organism: Menidia menidia (Atlantic silverside)
Lineage: Eukaryota; Metazoa; Chordata; Actinopteri; Atheriniformes; Atherinopsidae
Source: the annotation of a GenBank genome assembly